Molecule: messenger RNA, 2047 nt
Organism: Apis cerana (Asiatic honeybee)
Lineage: Eukaryota; Metazoa; Arthropoda; Insecta; Hymenoptera; Apidae
Product: uronyl 2-sulfotransferase
Cellular component (GO): membrane
Molecular function (GO): sulfotransferase activity
Source: RefSeq, a predicted model, not a curated record
GUGGGAGUUUAGAUGAAGAUGUGGGGAUUAAGCGGUACGAAGUCUCUGACCCACUGACAUUCUCUUUAGUUACUUGGUAGACACAAACGUCGAUAAUUUGUGACUUUCAAUACUUUCAAUGUCCGUAAUCAGGAUUAUUGGUAGAGUAAUAUUUAAGAAAAGAAGGUAACCACCUUCGGAAGGAACGAACGAUCGAUCGAAUCUCAUUUUGAGAUGCGGUUUAAUCGCGGCUUGGUAACUGGUGUCGCUGCUUGCUUGACAGUUUUCUUCAUCAUUUUAAAUUUGAAGUCAACUAUAGAGACUGUAAACAAUUCGGGGAUAAAUAUAAAAGAGCCUUACGUUGGGGAACAAAAUAUCCACAAGGAUCAGACGUAUCGAUAUGUUACCCCCUCUCUCGCGGAAUUAGCUGCUCGUGGAGCUUUGCCGAAGAUGAAUAAACAUAUUUUAAUGUUGACUCGUGUACCCGACGCCGGAGCCGAACUCUUUGUCCUGUUGCUACAACGUUUGCAGGGUUACAAUGCAUUUAAGCAUAUACGAUUACCACCUGGCGAUCACGGCCUUCUAUCAACUUUGCAAGAGGAACUUUUAGUAGAAGAAAUUACUAAUAUCAUAAGACAGGAAGCGAUUCCUUUAAGUUUCGACGGAGAUGUCAGAUUCUUAAACUUUUCAAAGUUCGGGCGAGAGUCUCCAUCAUUCAUUUCCUUAGUAAGGAAUCCUAUAGGAGUACAAAAUUUUCUGAGAUAUCACGAGAGACGAAGAAAUAUGCUGGAAAAUAGAGCCAUACCCAUAUUUUGCGGUCAAGAUCCUCGAUGCUCAGAAAUAAAUAACAAGUGGGCGUUACAACGGGCCAAAGCGAACGUCGUUGAAUGGUAUCCUGUUGUCGGAAUAUUGGAGUGCAUGGAACAAUCGAUAGAUUUACUGGAAUACAAAUUUCCAUAUUUCUUUCGAGGUGCUAAGCAUAGUUACAAAAAAAUUCAAUCGAAAAAUAAACAUUUUCCCGACCCCGAAUUUAUGUUAAAUUCGCAAAAAGGCUAUAAUAUUUUGUCUAAACUCUUCGAGGAUGAAAUAGAGUUUUAUCAAUGGUUGAAAUUGCGACUUUUAAACGAAACAUUGAAGAAGAAACGGUGAUGAGGGCCAAUAUUCGUCGAGAAAGGAAAUUUCGUCACGUUUGUCUCGAAGAUACGUACCAAAGAUAAUUAAUAAUAUUAAAGAAAAUUUUCCUGAGAAAAAGGAAUAUGGUGAAUGAAUUAUUUCUCUUUUCUAUUUUUUUUUAUUCAAAUCUUAUGAAAUUAAAUCUUCCAUUAUUUAGGAUGCGUGUACAAAAAAAUAUUAUUUUUCCAUUGUUACAGCUUAUAAUUUAUUCAUUUUUUACAUUCGUAAGUUUAUCAUAACAAUAAGUAUAAUUAUUUAUACAUGUAGGUAUUUCAAGUCAAAGAUAUAAUAUUCGUGUUUUCAAUAAUUAUAAGAUAUUGAUGUUUAAAGUAUUUUUAAUAAUAUAAUAAUAAAAAUAUAAUUCUUAUAUUUAAUUAGAAAUAUAAGAAUUUAUGUUAUCUUUUAUUCAUUUCUUUUUUUUUUAUAUAUCAAUAGACACAAAAAACGUAGAAAACGUUAGAAAACGUAAAGAAGAAAAUUAAUUUUCCUCAAGUAUCGAUCUUCAAUUUAUACGAUACUUUGAACAUAAAACAUCUUAUGAUCCAGUUCAAGCAGUUAUCUUUAAUAUCGUAAUCAUUUAAAUGUAUAUAGCAAUCUUUUAAACGUAUCGGCCUUAUUAUAUCACCGAGGAUGAAAGUAUUUUUUUUUUUUUUUUUUUUACUAAAUAUUUUAACGAAAUGUAUUUAGAAUAAAUACGAAAAUGUACAAGGGAACAUUAGAAAACGUACAAUGAUUAUUUCCUGUUUACCGGUUGUUUAUAUAAUAUUAGCGGGAUAUCAUGUAACGAAGCUCUUUAUCAUUUUAUUUACACUUUCUUCAAAAAUGCAAGAUUUUCAAUAUUACAACUAUCGUAUGAAAUAUUAAAAAAAAAAGAAAAAAAAGAAAAAAAGAAAAA